Cucumis melo (muskmelon) is the source of this 2460-nucleotide messenger RNA. Its product is annotated as ankyrin repeat-containing protein ITN1. Lineage: Eukaryota; Viridiplantae; Streptophyta; Magnoliopsida; Cucurbitales; Cucurbitaceae. The record is from RefSeq and is a predicted model, not a curated record. Gene Ontology annotation, cellular component: plasma membrane. The transcript is spliced from 4 exons. Gene Ontology annotation, molecular function: protein phosphatase 1 binding; protein phosphatase regulator activity. The coding region runs from base 139 to 1923 and encodes 594 amino acids.
UUUUCCUUGAAGAUUUCUACCGAUCUUCCCUCUCUCUCUGAAUACCCAUGAAAUUCUUUCCUCCUCUGCAUCGAAAUCUUAAUAAAAUUCUUCUCACAAUGGUGAUUUUGUAGGGUUGGGUUUUCUUGAAUUUCACCCAUGGGGUUUGGGAUCAAACCAGGCAUGAGAGACCUGGAGACAGGGCUGAGGCUUUCGUCCAGCGCUAGUUGUCUGUACGAGCUACAGCCUCCGCCUUCUCCGACGACACCGACUUUGGUGCUGUCCAAUUCAGGCAAGACAUUGCUCGUAUCAAAUUCGAGUAAGUCUCUGGUUUUAUCCAAUUCUGGGAAGAGGUUCGAUAAGAAGAAGUAUGUGAAGCAGGUGACGGGCAGGCAUAAUGACACUGAGCUGCAUUUGGCAGCGCAACGGGGUGAUUUGACUGCUGUGAGACAGAUUUUGGGUGAAAUUGAUGCUCAGAUGGUUGGUACUUUAAGUGGAGCAGAUUUUGAUGCAGAGGUUGCAGAGAUAAGGUCUGCUAUUGUGAAUGAGGUGAAUGAGUUAGGAGAGACGGCGUUGUUUACCGCAGCAGAGAAGGGGCAUUUGGCUAUUGUGAAGGAGUUGUUGCAGUAUUCCACCAAGGAAGGCAUGACUAUGAAGAAUAGGUCUGGUUUUGAUCCUUUCCAUAUUGCUGCAAGUCAAGGUCAUGAAGCCAUCGUCCAGGUAUUGUUAGACCACGAUCCAGGGUUGAGUAAAACAGUUGGGCCAUCAAAUGCAACUCCUAUUAUUUCUGCUGCUACAAGAGGUCAUAUCGGAGUAGUCAAUGUGUUGCUUUCAACCGAUUCUAGCUCGCUAGAGAUAUCUAGGUCCAAUGGGAAGAAUGCAUUACAUUUAGCUGCUCGACAAGGGCAUGUUGAAAUUGUGAAAGCUUUGCUUCGCAAAGAUCCACAACUGGCACGAAGGAAUGAUAAAAAAGGGCAGACAGCAUUGCAUAUGGCUGUAAAAGGAACUAGUUGCGAAGUGGUGAAACUGCUUCUUAAAGCGGAUCCAGCUCUUGUUAUGCUUCCUGACAGGUUCGGCAACACUGCAUUACAUAUUGCAACCAGGAAAAGGAGGGCAGAGAUUGUCAAUGAAUUAGUAUUACUUCCGGACACAAAUGUGAAUGCAUUGUCUAGAGACCAUAAAACAGCCUACGACAUAGCUGAAGGACUUCCGCUAUCUGAAGAAACCUCGGAGAUAAAAGAAUGCUUAGCACGCUACGGGGCAGUAAGUGCAAAUGAUCUCAAUCAACCCCGAGAUGAGCUAAGAAAAACAGUAAAGGAGAUAAAAAAGGAUGUCCAUAUUCAGCUUGAACAAGCUCGCAAGACAAACAGAAACAUGAAUGGGAUUGCAAAGGAACUCCGGAAACUCCAUAGAGCUGGAAUAAACAAUGCAACCAACUCGAUCACAGUUGUUGCUGUGCUCUUUGCAACAGUUGCAUUCGCAGCAAUUUUCACAGUUCCGGGUGGCGAUGAUGAUACUGGGAUGGCUGUGAUGGUUGGCAGUCCAUCAUUCCAAGUGUUCUUCAUAUUUAAUGCGAUUGCCCUGUUCACAUCCUUGGCAGUCGUUGUGGUACAAAUAACAGUUGUAAGAGGAGAGACAAAAUCAGAGAGACGAGUUGUAGAAGUAAUCAAUAAGUUGAUGUGGUUGGCUUCCGUUUGCACUACAAUAGCAUUUAUCUCUUCAUCUUACAUCGUUGUUGGUCGGCGUAACAGAUGGGCAGCUGUUCUCAUUUCCAUCAUCGGUGGCCUAACAAUGACUGGCAUUCUAGGUUCAAUGACAUACUAUGUGAUCAAGUACAAACGUGUCCGAAGGGUGAGGAAAAAGAUGAAGCUUAUGAGAAAUGGGAACAAUUUAUGUCGUCAUUCAGAGUCGGAUUCGGAAGUAAAUCCAAUCUAUGCCAUAUGAUCCUACAUACAUUUGGAACAACAUGGCUACGUUGCGAGAUCACCCAACACGCUGCAGUUCGGCACCGAGGGAACCUGUGUUGUGUUAGAGGAUGCAAUACUACUACUCUCAGUUCCCAUUUUUAGACCAUCACUCCUCGUUGAUGCAGACAUUUUUUGAUCAGAUGAUGAAACACAUCUGUUCUUAAAGCCCAUUGGGGGGUUAAGAUAGAGAAUUAUUGGAUGUCUUUGGCUUAUGGUUAAGAUAAACAUACGACUUUGGAGGCUGAGUUGUAUUGAAUCGUCCAAGCCAGCUCGAAAUAUCAUUCAUAAUGGUUAAUGCAUAUAUUUAUCCUAAUGUAAUUAAUAUAUAGCGAAUUUGUUAUUCAUGACUAAAAGAAAACUUAAAAAAAAAAAAAGAGCCAAAAUAGUGAAGAAGAUUGCUUUGUUGUAAAGUAAAAUUUUGUAACUUCGUUUUGUUCGUACUUUUCAUGAAGAAACUCAUUGUCAGUGAAAGACUGAGGAUUCAAUUUUGACAAUAUUAACUUCAUUCAAAAUC